UCCUUUUUAAGGUCCAGAUCCGACCUAUAAAAUCCGUAUUCAGUGAAACCGAGCAGCGGUGGAACUUGAAAUUGGAAGGGCGACACUCUCGUUUUUGAAAGCAGCAGCAGCAGCAGCAGCAGUAAGCGCGGCGGUGGCCAUGUCGGAGCCAAGCGAGUAUAGCCUCCGCAGCGGGCCGUACCUGGGCGAAAUAUCAGCCCUCUGUUUCCUUCACCUACCACCCCCUCAUCUCUCUUCUACUCCUUACCUCCUUGCCGGGACCGGUUCUCAGCUUCUGCUCUAUCAGUUGGAAACGGGAAAAAUGGUUAAAUCAUUUCACGUGUUCCAAGGUAUUCGAGUCCAUGGAAUUACGACUUGUAGCUCUAUUAAUGGCAAUGGCAAUGGCCAUGGCAAAGACAGAUCCUUUUCUUCUCCAAUUGACUUCAAUAUUGCUGUGUUUGGGGAAAGGAGGGUCAAACUGUUUACCUUAUCCAUUCAAAUGGAUUGCCAAUUCCAAGAUCAACCACAAGAUUUUAUUCAUUUUCAUUUGAAUUUAUUACAUUUGUUACCCAAAUUUAGUCAUUGGGUUUUGGAUGUUUGCUUCUUGAAGGACCAUGCAAGCUCUCCGCACCAAGAGAGUUGUUGUCUUGCUAUUGGGUGUAGUGACAACUCUGUCUCUUUCUGGGAUUAUUUAAAACUGAAAGCAAAUUUCCAUGUCAGAUGUCCAGAUAGGUGCCUUUUGUAUUCCAUGCGGAUUUGGGGUGAAAAGGUUGAAGCUCUUCGUAUUGCAUCUGGUACUAUUUACAAUGAGAUUAUUGUGUGGAAAGUGGUUCAUAGCAACCAUACUUCAUCAAAAAGUCCAGUGAAAGACCAUGUUAGUAUGAUCAGUUCUUUCGACAAAGGUCUCCAGUUUCAUGAUCAGCAAUACGAAUCUGUUCACAUGUGCAGACUUGCUGGACAUGAAGGUUCAAUAUUUCGCAUUGCUUGGUUCUCUGAUGGAUCCAAACUAAUAUCUGUCUCUGAUGAUCGUAGUGCUCGUCUCUGGACCGUUCAUGCUGAAAGGAAAGAAUUUGAUAAUUUCGCGGAGAUUCUUGGCUCUCACUCAGUUGGUCCUGUUUUGUUUGGACACAGUGCUCGGGUUUGGGACUGCUGUAUAUUUGACUCUUUAAUAGUCACUGCUGGCGAGGAUUGUACAUGUCGUGUGUGGGGACUGGAUGGUAACCAGCUUAAGAUGAUAAGGGAGCACAUGUAUGCUUUUAGUUCAAAUAGUCCAGUGCCACUUGCUGCAGUAGGAGUCUCAAUUGCUAUUUUCAAUCAAGCGUCAAAGGUUACCAUUUUUCCACUUGUCAGCAUUACCACUUCUUUUGUUGCUGAGGAAGAUACUGUUGGUAGAAUAAACAGAGAGGCUCUCGAAGAUGAGAAUACAGAAAAGAUUUCAGCCAAAAAGAAUGAAAUGAAACAGUUGACACUGGAAGGUGUUGUGCUUGAGAACCUGGAAGAGGGUUUAGGCACAAUCUGUGAAAUGAAAGAGUUGAUGCCAGAAGAAGGUGGCAAAGAAUUUGUGUUGUUAAUAAGAAACAUGAUACUGAUGAUUACGAGGAAAGCUUCAACCUUUAAAAAGCAUAUUUUCAAGUUGGAUGCACUUGGGGUGGAGAUACUGCAGAUUGCAUUCCCUGCAGCGCUGGCAUUAGCUGCUGACCCCAUUGCUUCUUUAAUUGACACAGCAUUCAUUGGCCGCUUAGGGUUAAAUGUGUCACAAUUUAAAAGUCAAGGAACAAAGUAUGAUCCAAGUGUUGAGGAGUGGUCUGCAUCAAGUCUUCUUGGGGAACAUGUUGGAGGAUCAGCAGUGAGAUCUAUAUGUUUUGUUUCAAAGAUACAUAAACUUGCAGCAGAUGUGACCAACAUGCCUAAUGGGAUAAAUAGACUAAAUGCUGACUUGGGGGAUAGAGAGAAUCCUUGCUUACUAAUUUCAGUUGGUGCAAAGCGAGUUCUCACUUGUUGGAAACAAAAGAAUAGAAUAACAAAAUUCGAGGAAGAAGCUAGUAUGACUAAACCACAUGAUGCAACUGGAAGUGGCUUUAAGCCAUCAUCACGAAUGUUCUCACCAAUGUCGUUCCAGUGGCUUUCCACUGACAUGCCAAACAAGUAUUAUAGCACCUGUGAAAUAAGAGAGAACACUGAGAAAGUAGGAACAGCUGAAAAUGUUGUGGGUUCUGAUGCAGCAUAUGCAUCACCUUUUCCAGAAGCCAGGAAGAUAGAAUCAAAAAUCUACCUUGGAGAUAAAUAUGAAAAUGACUGGAGAUACCUGGCUGUUACUGCUUUUCUCGUUGAGGUUACUUAUUCCAGGUUAACUGUCUGUUUCAUUAUUGUUGCUUGUUCAGAUGCCACACUUGCAUUACGAGCUCUCUUAUUACCCUAUAGGCUUUGGUUUGAUGUUGCAUUAUUGGUUCCCCUACCAUCACCCGUUUUGGCAUUGCAGCAUAUCAUUAUUCCUAUGGGUUUGCCUUCUGAAGAUAAUGUUCAGACUGGAAGCGUGUAUCUUUUAAUUAGUGGAUCUACUGAUGGGAGUAUUACCUUUUGGGAUUUGACUGAAAGUGUUGAAAAUUUUAUCCGGUCAGUGUCAGAUUUUCAUAUAGAAAAGUCUAUUGAUUGUCAGAAAAGGCCACGCACGGGAAGAGGAAGUCAAGGUGGGCGAUGGUGGAAAGCAUUGGGCAGUGGCAUCUCUACUAAAAACCGAGGUGAUAAUUCAGUCACGGCAAGAACCAUUGAGGGAACUGGCAAAAAUAUGCUAAAUACUGUUGGUUGUGGAACCCCAUCAAAGUGUACUGAUUCUGAAAGAGGUGCAACAGCUUGCACUCAGCCUAUCUAUACUCCUUCCAUAGAAGAAGAGAAGUUGGCUGAUUCAUCGUUGGAAUUAUGUAGAAUAUGGCCCUUGAAAAUUUUGAAUAACAUUCACCAAUCUGGGGUCAAUUGUCUCCACAUUUCUAGUAUCCAGAAUAACAGAGGUUCCAACUUUGCCUAUAUGUACUAUGCUUUAAGUGGGGGUGAUGAUCAAGCACUUCACUGUCUUGGGUUUGAUUUGCAAAUUCUACCGUCAAACCAGUACUCCGAGAACCAGGAUCAUGACAUUGGUCACGGUGUUAGUGAAUCUAUGAAUAACUUCAUUCACCAUGGUCAGAACCAAAACUACAGUAUCAGAUUUUUCUAUCAUGACAAAGUUGCAUCAGCUCACAGCUCUUCUGUAAAAGGAAUCUGGACAGACGGGUGUUGGGUGUUCUCUACUGGUCUUGAUCAGCGGAUAAGGUGUUGGCUCCUUGACGAGCAUGGAAAACUAAAAGAGUAUGCUUGUUUAAUCAUUAGUGUGCCAGAGCCAGAAGCAUUGGAUGCUAGAACCUGGGGCAAAGACUCUUAUCAGAUCAUAGUUGCUGGCAGAGGGAUGCAAAUGGUUGAGUUCUCCACCUCCUGUGGCAUGGAUAAUGGAGACUGAGUCCAUGGGCGGGGUUAUGCGUCAAGUAGACUGAAACUUCGAAUUUUUUUUUAGGAAUUAUGAGCCUUUUUUGAAAGGUUUUCAUAAAUACACCAUUAUAGUAGUUCAGAAAAAUAUAUUUAUCGACAAAAAAAAAUGUUUUAAAAAAGUAAUUAAUCCUAUGUUUGUCAUAAUUUUAUGAGUAAUGCUAUAGACUUCAAAAGUUCUAUUAAAAUUUAUACCAAAUGUUUCGCAUGGGUGUGAGACCCACACCAUAUGAGUCUCACACCCAUAUAAGACAUUUGAUAGAACUUUUGGGAUUUCUAGCAUUUUUGUAAUUUUAUACCACUUUUUGUUUAGCACUGAUAACUAUUAAUGGUUGAAUACAGUGCCGGCUUAAGCAUUAAGGCAGGUAAAGCAUGUGCUUUAGGAUUCAAAAUUGUGCGAAAGCCCCAAAAUUUUGGGAAUAUUCUCGAAGGCCAAGAAACCUGACGCCUUCUUGGAUGAAGGAUUCUAAGGAUAACUUUAGGUUUUUACAAGAAACCUCCAGGCUAGAGUGAAUCUCUUGUAAACGAGAGUGGAUUAUUUAGGAUAGCAAUAGUGAAUCUCUUCUAUUCAGGGCCACCCAAAGUUGGACAUUUCAUAUUUUAACUCUAUUAAUUUUAUUUGCCUAUUUGGUCUUUGCAAGUUUUCGUGGGCUUGCUUUGGUAGAUGUGUCAGUGACUAGUGUAUGGGAGAGAAGGAUAAAAAGGAAAGUCGGAGUAAAAAUGGUUGUUGAGUAAGGAUUUUAUGCAUCUCCAUACAUAGACUAACACAAAGAAACAGCCAGCCUCCUUCAUAUACUGAAAGUGCCAUGGCUGAGCCUGGCCCUGGAGGGACCAGAAUGCCUUCAUUUUGGAGAAUUGUAUUUAUUUGGUGUUUCUUCUUUCUGUAAAUUAAUGGUUUAUUUUUUAUGGAUGAUUAGUAUUGAGCUUA
This is a messenger RNA of Camellia sinensis, 4420 nucleotides long. Lineage: Eukaryota; Viridiplantae; Streptophyta; Magnoliopsida; Ericales; Theaceae. The record is from RefSeq and is a predicted model, not a curated record.